Messenger RNA from Solea senegalensis (Senegalese sole), 1308 nucleotides. It is a transcript of the gene hmgn7, whose product is annotated as high mobility group nucleosomal binding domain 7. Gene Ontology annotation, cellular component: chromatin; nucleus. The record is from RefSeq and is a predicted model, not a curated record. Gene Ontology annotation, molecular function: nucleosomal DNA binding. Lineage: Eukaryota; Metazoa; Chordata; Actinopteri; Pleuronectiformes; Soleidae. Gene Ontology annotation, biological process: chromatin organization. The transcript has 6 exons. Bases 144 to 434 code for a protein of 96 amino acids.
CCCAUUCAACCACUCGCCUCUCUGUUCCAGUGUGUUUACUACACUGCCGAGCAUAAGGGAGACACUCGUCUUCACAUGCACUGAACCCACUCAGAAAAACACUUUCUAGUUGUAUUUGUAAGAAAAACCUCCAGGAGAUCAACAUGCCCAAGAGAAAGGGAGCAGAAGCAGGAGAUAAGGAGGAGCCCCAGAGGAGAUCAGCUCGGUUAUCAGCGCAGAAACCGGCCCCACCUAAGCCGGAACCAAAGGUCAAGAAGGCAGCGAAGAAAGAAAAGGCUGUGAACGACAAGAAGGAGGACAAGAAGACCAAGAAGGCAAAGGAGAAUGCCGAGGCAGAGGCAAACGAGGAAAACCACUCUGAGAACGGAGAGGCCAAGACCAACGAGGUGGAGGCAGCCCCCGAGGAGGCCAAGGAGGAGGCCAAGUCCGAGUAGCACCACUGCCCAAGCUUCCUCCUCUACAAUCCCUCCCCUCCCACCCCGAAAACCUCCCCAAAACUCCCCUUCAGCCAACCAGCCACCCCCCACCCCCCAAGUCUCUCACAUGGUUUCCCUCCAAGGCGUAUUGUUAACAGAGGAAUAUUUUUAUCAAUGAUUUUAUAAGUAUCCGUACAGAUUUUUAGCACAAAAAGCGAAGCUGAAUAUGGAGCGCCUUGCAGAUUUGCAGUGGUCAUAUCAAGUGUCUGCAAGCAAGAUGAACACACUAAAAUCUUUUUUAAAUGGCAUUUCAUGAUUGUUGAAGGCUUGUUUGGUGUAGAAAGUGUGUCCCUGCCGGAUUGGCUAUGUUGUGAGCUGUGUAUUCCUGUGUUUUUUCGCCGUCCCCUGAUAUUCUGCCCCGCUCCUCUCCUCUUCUUCCGCCACAGAUUAGACCUCCCUCCCCCCUACAGUACAGCCUUUAUCCAUGUUUUAUUAACGGUUUAGCCAUGUUAUUGUGGGUGAUUCUUUUAGACCUCUAAAUGUGCAGUGAGUUCCCUUUGCUUCUGUCUCAUGGUCUUGUUUUUUUUUCAUUGACAUUGUGCUUUUAAAAAAAAAAAAAAGCGUGUUGAAGAGUGUUGUCCAUAAGAAAGAGGAAGACGAACAUGUGAAACAUUCCGGGAACAGUGAUUGCCUCCGACCCGUCUCCUAGACGACCCUGCGUGUAAAACAGCUCCCGCUCCAUCCGUGCUGUCAUGUCAGCUUUUCUAAACACUCUGGUUUUUUUAAAACAAUUGAAUUUGGAAACCUUCUCUGACAAAAUGCAGGUGUCUGGUCCCUCUCUUAUGUUCUGAAAUUCUCUUAAUAAAAAGAAGUCCUGGGAAUUUUCCUCGAA